GCCAUUUCUCACGCUUGUCAAGUGCUGCCAUCUUCAAACAUCAAAUCGUGCUCUGUUUCCCAAAGUGGAAGUCGCAAAAAAUGUGCUUGUUUACCAAAUAAUCAGCAAUUUUCCACCAGUUUGUUGCUUUUUCAUAAAUCGUGGACUCGUAAAACCGUAUUCAGUGUUAAAAUCAAUCGUGAAACAACAUCACUCAAAACGACGCUUCUGCUUCCACUGCCAUGCUAUGAAACGUUGAGGAGCGUAUGCUGAUGCCAUUAGGUUUUUUUGGGUGAAAUUGCAGCGUCUCGAGACAUGGAAGCCGAAAAACCGGAAUCGGAAGAAGCGACCGUGUCUAGCACUGAAGAUAAUGCCUUAAAUGACGAAACAGGUAGCAAAACGGCGUCUGAAACAAAUGGGGACGGUGCCAAUAGUGAGACUACUCAGAGUAGUGUUGGGGACGUUGGAGGAACGGACGCCAAUGAUGAAGAAAAGCAAAAUGUUGAGGAGAAAAUUGAAGAAAGUUCUGUUGAAAAGACUGAAGCGGUCGAACAACCAGUAAGUGAGACUAAAGAUGAGGAAAAGAGCGAGUCUGAAGGUAACAAAGACACACAAGUGCAAGAAUCGCCCCCGAAAGCGCCGGAAAAAGAUGACACUUUUCCCAAUGAAGCGGACAUAACAAUGCCCCCAAUCCAGACUUUGGGUAAAGGAAAACGUGCCCGAAUCCCAAAUAAGCGUUACAGUGAUAUUGUCUUAUCCCCAAUACGAUCAUCACACAAAUCGAACGAAAAUGGUGAACACGAUGCUGAAGACGAUGAAAUGUCAAACAUUUCCGACGUUCCAUCUCGGAAACCUCGCUCAGACACCUCCAGUCCAACCCCGAAAAAAUCGCGGGUGACUGUCGACAUGUCAGACCCAAAGUAUCGCAAACCGUUUUUGCACGGCUGGAAACGCGAGCUGGUCUAUAGAGCUACUUUUGAUAACCCCAAUAAACGCAAUGGGGAUAUUUAUUACUACAGUCCAACGGGGAAAAAAAUACGGUCGAUGCGCGAGCUUACCGAAGUUUUGAAAGGGUCCAAAGAGUUAACGGUGGAUAAUUUUACAUUCUAUAAGGAACCGUUGGGUUUGGAUGAUCCUGAGAAGGAAAUUAUUCGGGACGCGAAAGCGUGGAAUAAAAAAACACCGGCGAAAGGCGGGAGUAAAACACCGAAUGUUUUGAGUCCGAAAGCAGGCACUUCGAAAGUUUCGAGUCCUAAAACGCCAGAGUCAGAGGCGCCGCAACCAACGAGGAGGUCGGGACGGACUUUAGGCAAUAUCAAAAAUUUGCAGAUUAAGUUGGCACCUAACAAAACCCGCUCUGACAGAAGUGCCAAAGCGGAAGAAGAACCCAUGGAGGUUGAACCUCCGCCUUCCAAACGCUCAUCUACUAAGAAAACGACAACCAAAGCCAUACCAAAUGUAGAAAUGGAGGGAAAACCCUGCCAACCCUGUUCCAUUCGAUGCGGGGGUGUCAUGGGCAUGGUACCGACGCUCCAGUGUCGCAUUUGCCUAUGCUUGUACCAUUACGAGUGCGUCGGACUAUCCUCGCAUAUUCAGAUCCAAGCCUACGUCUGCAAGAAUUGCCAACUGGAGCAUGGUCAGAGCGUCGCAACAUCUGCGUCAAUUGUUUUGCCCCCUCUCACACCCAUAAACACCCUGAAGUCAAUGUCGGCCCAAUCAUCAGUUCUACCAACUUUGCAACGAAUACCACGUCCGGGGGAUUCACCCCAACAAGACACUGCCAUUUCAGGGGGAGUCCCGAACAUGCCCCGCUUACUUCCCUUACCCAAAGCUAAAGAUGUGCCAACGAAACAAAGCAAAAAUCCCACUCAGACAGCGACGGAAACUAAGAGUUUGGUCGGAUCGGUUACCUCAUGGUUGCCUCACAGUUCGACCAUUCAAGUCGAUAAUAUGCGGAAUAAGGAAAAUGAACCCAUUGAGGCACCCAGACCGCAAUACGUUGAGUAUUUGGCAGGCCGUAAAUUUUUAAUAAUUCCGAAGCAUAACGUUGUUUCGGUUUCACCGACUGUGAUCAAACCGAUGAAUUUUGAAUCGGUUAGUAGUGAGGUUGAAGAGGCGAAAAAUGCGCAAAUUAGUACAGAUGAAGCACCGGUUCAAAGUACCGAUGAGGUGCCACAGACUGAGAAAAAUGAAGAACCGCAAGAAAAUAAUGAAGAUAAACAAGAACCUGUUGAAAGUUCAAGAAGUACGAGACGUUCCUCCAAAUUAAAUAACACCUCGAAUGAGAAACAGGAAGAAAAGCGGUUAAUGGAUAGUUAUUUGCAAGAUGUUGCAUACGGUUACAACACACUGUUGCACGUUUUCCAAUAUUUGAAAGUGCAGGAUUUGUUAAGGGCGGGUUGUGUGUGUACCAUGUGGAGGGAUAUUGCGAGUCAUCCAUCAUUAUGGCGCACGGUUAGGAUGAAAAAUUCGCAAGUACAUAGUUUUGAAGGGCUUGCGAAUACGUUAGAAAAGCACGGAACGGUGCAUCUCGAUCUGAGGAAAAUGCUCCUGCCGAUGGAUAGUGGCGAUGAAAUUUGGCCAGAAUUUUCCAAAGCCAUACAAAAGGUGCAGACUUUGAGGAAAAUCGAUCUCUCCAGGUGUCCGGCUUCGGUGGUGGAGCAGCUCGCCAUCACCAACAAAGACCUGGAGGUGAUAAACGGCGUGACAAUAGUGUGCCAGAGCAUGAGUCUCGAUACAUUAUCAUCGUUGAAAAACUUGAAAGAAUUGCGUCUAAAAUCACCGUGCGGUCUCACCCUCUCGUCCGACAUUACAUCACUCAAAGAACUAACAAGUCUGACCCACCUCUCAUUGACCUCAAUUAAAGACCUCAAUAAAAUGAGUUUGAGUGUUAUAGCGGCGUUGAAGAAUCUCGAAUCUUUGGAUUUGGGCGAAUGUAACGAUUUUCCAGACACUUUCGGCGCCGAGAUUUUAAUGAAAUUGACCAAGCUGGAAAAACUACGCUUGGAGAAGGGUCAAGGCGACUGCCAUACCACCGAGAUUUUAGAAGCCGUGAGGCAAAUGCCGGAUUUGGAGCAGUUAGAGUUGGUUAAUUUUGACAUAAAAAGCGGGUUUGAUGUGGCCCUGGGGGCGUGUAGUAAUAUAAAGAAGUUGCUGCUUAUUCCCACUUACAUUUCGCAAAGUGCCACAACGAAUCAUGUGGUGUUAGCGGGGAUGUUGCGGUUGAAAAGUACUUUGUCGCAUUUGGUUUGGGGAGUUACGUUGGAGUUGUUGCGUGUGACGGAGUUGUUUGUCGAUCAGUAUGAAGACUCCGAUAAGAAGAAGAAGAAAAGUAAGAAAGCCGUUGGGAAGGGGGAUUGCAUCCCUGUUUUGAAACCGGUUCCGUUGUUGAUGGAGAAAGAUGAGGAUAUACCACCGGCUCACGAUCCACCAAAGGUCGAAAUUAUACCACUUCCGGACUUGCAAAAAUUGUUAUUGAAAAGUUUACCAACGACAAGGGUUAAGAUUCUCAAAAUUCCCUUCCACGCAACUUGGAGGCAGAGUAUUACUGAUACUGUUAAUUAAUUUAGGUCUUACUAGGAUUUUGUUUAGUCUGUUGUAUUGAUAGUUGUAGAUAUUGGAGUACUAUGUUUUUCAACUUUGCUUUAUGUACAAUAUGUUCUUAAAGAUGUAAAAUAUAGGUAGGAUCAACUGAAGAUAAAUAUAAGAUUCUUAAUUACAUGUUUUACGAUUUUUUUCGUAUUUAUAUUUGAAUUCUCAAAUAUUGUGUUUACGCAUGUGACUCGUGAAAUUUUCAAUAAUAAUUUUCUAAUCUUUCGAA
Molecule: messenger RNA, 3799 nt
Organism: Tribolium castaneum (red flour beetle)
Lineage: Eukaryota; Metazoa; Arthropoda; Insecta; Coleoptera; Tenebrionidae
Exons: 7
Coding region: 295-3543 (1082 amino acids)
Molecular function (GO): DNA binding; protein binding
Source: RefSeq, a predicted model, not a curated record